Molecule: messenger RNA, 1432 nt
Organism: Populus euphratica (Euphrates poplar)
Lineage: Eukaryota; Viridiplantae; Streptophyta; Magnoliopsida; Malpighiales; Salicaceae
Product: NAC domain-containing protein 2-like
Exons: 3
Coding region: 153-1079 (308 amino acids)
Biological process (GO): regulation of DNA-templated transcription
Molecular function (GO): DNA binding
Source: RefSeq, a predicted model, not a curated record
AAAGCAUCAUAAACAUAAAGCAGAGCUAAAACAAGGAGCAGAAGAGGAGGAGGAAGAAGAAAUAAGCACAAGCCAAGCAAGAAGUAGCUAGCUUAGAGCUCGAGCUUCAAGACAGAGAAAAAGGAGUAGGAAGAAGAAUUUAAAAGCUGGGAAUGAAGGGAAAUGGAUCAGCAGCAGCAGAUCAGUUGGAGUUACCAGCUGGAUUUAGAUUUCAUCCAACAGAUGAUGAGUUGGUGAAUCAUUACUUGAUUAAGAAAUGUGGAGGCCAAUCAAUUUCUGUUCCUAUUAUUGCUGAGAUUGAUCUUUACAAGUAUGAUCCUUGGCAGCUUCCAGAAAUGGCACUGUACGGUGAAAAGGAAUGGUACUUCUUUUCUCCCAGGGAUAGAAAAUAUCCAAACGGUUCAAGGCCGAACCGGGCGGCUGGAACCGGGUAUUGGAAAGCAACCGGAGCAGAUAAACCCAUCGGCCGGCCCAAACCACUUGGCAUAAAAAAAGCUCUUGUAUUUUACGCCGGCAAAGCUCCCAGAGGAAUCAAAACCAAUUGGAUCAUGCACGAAUACCGCCUUGCUAAUGUUGAUAGGUCCGCUGGCAAGAAAAAUAACCUUAGGCUAGAUGAUUGGGUAUUGUGCAGAAUAUACAACAAGAAAGGAAGCAUAGAGAAGCAUUUUCCUGCAGAUAGAAAAUCAAUAGCAAAGUAUGCUGAAAUGGAAGAGCAAAAGCCCAACAUAAACGAAAUGUCUGGUUACAAGAAUGGAGGGUCAACAAUGGGAGCACCAACGAUGAUGAUGAUGAGUAAUAGCAAUGACUUGUUAAAUAUGGACACGUCUGAUUCAACCCCAAGGUUGCAUACAGACUCAAGUUGUUCGGAGCACGUGCUGUCACCUGAGCUCACUUGCGAGAAGGAGGUUCAGAGCCAGCCAAAAUCAUGGAAUGAUCAGCUAGAUAGUGUAUUUGAUUUCAACUUCAAUUACAUUGAAGAUGGCCUCCAAGACGACCCUUUUGCUUCACAAGUUCAGUUCCAGAUGGACCAGCUCUCACCUCUGCAGGACAUGUUCAUGUAUUUACAGAGGCCGCUUUGAUUUUUAAUCACCAGAAAAAGAAAAAAAAAAAGACUGCAUAUUAAUUUUAUAGGUAAAAAUAGCACACGUCGAUGUAUUCUUGCAUGUGGGCCCGGACAAUUUGCCUGGAGUCUUCAGAUGGAGGUGACAUUUGUGGGAGAUCAAAGGGAUGGAGUCGCAGAUUCUGACCUGGGAUGAAAGCUCGUGAGGGAACAUGGCUGGAUUAAUCAGCAUUAGUGAUGUUAAUAUGUCAUUGUAAUGAUUCUUGUAGGGAAUUCUUGUAGGAUUUUACAAGAAUUUAUUUCAUUAAUUUCAAAAAUUAGUGAAAUUCAAGAAAGUAGAAGGAAUUUAAGUGCUUAUGAUUGUUUAUAUUC